AAAAUGAAAUGAUAAACCUGCUUAGACUAUAAGAACCCAUUAUUGGCCAAGUUGUUUAUUACUCUCUUGUCUGCAUUGGAACGAUUCUCAUUUGAGAAGUGGGUUUAAAAUGAUGAAGAUUAGCAGUCUGAUUGCAUGUAUUGUCUUAUUUAUCUCUUCUUGGAGGACUGUAAAUGGGCAGCUUUGUCCUGCUUUCUAUGAGAAAACGUGCCCCAGUGCACUGUCGACAAUCAAAGCAGCUGUAAAACAAGCAGUCGCCAAGGAAAAACGGAUGGGUGCAUCAUUGCUGCGCCUUCACUUUCAUGACUGCUUUGUUAAUGGUUGUGAUGGGUCGAUACUGUUGGAUGAUACGCCGACAUUCACCGGGGAAAAGACUGCGGCUCCAAACAAUAACUCUGUGAGAGGAUUUGACGUUAUCGACAACAUCAAAUCCAAACUUGAGGCUGUGUGCAGUGGAGUCGUGUCUUGUGCUGAUAUUCUCGCCGUUGCUGCUCGUGAUUCUGUAGUUGAAUUGGGAGGGCCAUCAUGGACGGUGAUGUUAGGAAGGAGAGACUCCACUACUGCAAGUCAAGGCUCUGCAAACACCAGCAUUCCAGCUCCCACACUUAACCUCACAGCACUCAUCUCAUCUUUCAGAGCUCAGGGCCUUUCUACAACAGACCUAGUUGCCCUUUCAGGUUCUCAUACAAUUGGUCAAGCCCGCUGCACCAAUUUCAGAGCUCGCAUCUACAACGAAACGAAGAUAAAUACUCUAUUUGCCAGUUCUCUCAAGGCCAACUGCCCUAGCGCCAGUGGCAGUGGUGACAAUAAUCUUGCUCCCUUAGAUCGCCUCACUCCCACUUUCUUUGAAAACAACUACUACAAAAAUCUGAAAAGCCAGAAGGGACUUCUCCACUCUGAUCAACAAUUAUUUAUGGGAGGAUCUACUGAUUCUCAAGUUACGAAAUACUCUCUUGAUCAGAAUACCUUCUUCAAGGACUUUGCAGCUGCCAUGGUGAAGAUGGGAAACAUCAAGCCUCUUACCGGCACCAAGGGACAAAUCAGAAAGAAUUGUAGGAAGCCAAACUAAACAAUUCUAUUGUCUAUAGUAUGUUUUAUUUAGUUUUAAUAACCAUUCAAUGAAGUUUGGGUGAACAAAACGAUUUACUUUCCUGUGGGCGGAAAAGCUUGGUGAAAUCUACGAAGUUAUUUGUUUUAUGUACUUUCACUGGUCACAUCAGAUAUUGGAAUCCUAUUACAGAGCAACUCUUCUGUCUUCA
Molecule: messenger RNA, 1259 nt
Organism: Cryptomeria japonica (Japanese cedar)
Lineage: Eukaryota; Viridiplantae; Streptophyta; Pinopsida; Cupressales; Cupressaceae
Product: peroxidase P7
Exons: 4
Coding region: 110-1069 (319 amino acids)
Biological process (GO): response to oxidative stress; hydrogen peroxide catabolic process
Molecular function (GO): heme binding; peroxidase activity
Source: RefSeq, a predicted model, not a curated record